AAUCUCUGUUGCUAAGAUUUGCAUUUAGACUUGAGAGUUUAUAGUUUAUACUACAGUAUUGAGUUAUGAGUAUACUAUAUAUUAUAUAUCUGUGAUUAUGAGCGGAUUGCGGUGACCUAGAUUUUCAUAAGUAUUUAAACGAAAAUAUCAUUAAAGGAUCAGUAUCAUAAGGUCAACAUAACAGUUAGAAAUCGUUGUUACUAUGGCUACUUUCUCUAGAUUCCAUAAAAUUGCCCUUAUAAGUUUAGGUGCUGUGGGUGGAGGUUUUGCUUAUUAUCAAUUAGGUAGUAAUGAAAAGAAAUUUGGUGUGCAGAACUCGUGGACAACGAACUUUACGCCUAGCGUUAAAUGGGAAAAGAAUUGGGACCAUCGAGAACCCGAGUCCAUAGUGAAACCGGCAAAAAAUGGAAAGGCUGAGGACGACAAUAGAUACAAUGAGCAAAUCGAGAAGGCUAAGAGUAAAGCUGUGAGGCAUUUGUUUUUAAUUCGUCAUGGACAAUACCAUGUUGAUGGUAAUACUGAUAAAGAAAGAAUUUUAACAGAAUUGGGUAGGCAACAAGCAGAGCUUACUGGAAAGCGCCUUGCAGAGCUUGAUAUAAAAUGGGAUCUACUUGUUAGAUCUACUAUGACUCGUGCACAAGAGACUGCAAAAAUCAUUGCCAAACAUUUACCUAGUGAUAUUGAAAUCAAAGAUUGUCAAUUGAUAGAGGAAGGUGCUCCUAUUCCACCUGAACCUCCAGUAGGACAUUGGCGACCUGAACCAAAACAGUUCUUCCAGGAUAGCGCUCGUAUUGAAGCUGCCUUUAGAAGAUACUUUCAUCGGGCAUCACCAGAACAAACACAGGAUACAUACACCCUGCUAGUAUGCCAUGCAAAUGUCAUACGGUUCUUUGUUUGCAAGGCAUUGCAAUUCCCACCUGAAGGCUGGCUUAGGAUUUCGCUAAGCCAUGCGUCGAUAACGUGGGUCUCCAUACUUCCGAAUGGCAAUGUGGUGCUAAGAUCACUCAGUGAUACGGGACAUAUGGAGCCUAAAUACAUCACCAGUCGGUAAAUAAGGUGCUAUAUAGGUUUUGUUUUUACAGGUCUUGUAGCUUAGUUACAUAUAGCAAAUGUGAGAAUUCAUCCAAUAAUUCUUAUUUUUGUAAUAAGAUAAGAAAUGGCAAGCGUGGCCUUGUCGCCGCAAUUAAGGACACAAUUUUAGUCUGUAAUGGAUAAGGAAUGAGGAGACAAGAAAACUCAAUAUGCGUUGCUAUUUCGUAAGGAUUAGGAUUUUUGUGCGUUUUUUUAAAGUAAAGGCAACAUCAGUUUAGGAAGCAAUAAGCCAUUCGCCAUUUCUCGUCUUAUUAUGAUUUCUAUGAUUGAUACAUUUCGAUUUAGUUUAACAAAAAGUUCUACAUUUUUCUGAUCAAUUUAUGAGGUUGUGAGUAGUCAUUUCUCGUGUACUUCAACAGGAAUUCUGAACUUGUAAGAGAUUUCUGAUAAACGAAAGUUAUUGAAGUAUCAAGAUUGGAUUUUUGAUAUGUACAAAACGUAAAAUUUAAAUGAAUUGAAUGAAUAGACUAUGGGUGUCUAGUGUAUCUCAACAACAUUCUAGAAACUUUAAAUAUGUACUAGUACUUUCCUGUGCUUGGAACUAUUCGUACUUAAUCUGUACAGUUGUUUUGUUAAAAUUUUGGAAAUGCCAAAUUACCAAAUAUCUAAAUCCCGUUUAUGACAGUGCAAAGGCCCGCAACGCACACGCGCAACGCGAGCCCUCUGGCAUAGAGUGUCCAUGGGCGGCGGUAUCACUUAACAUGAGAUGAGCCUCCUGCCCGUUUGUCCCCUGUUCUAUAAAAACAUCUGAGAUAUGGCUUUUUCCUUUCCGUCUAGCAACGUAGAAGGUUCGAUAUGCAUAUUAAUAGUUAUAUAAUUUUCGCCAUGCAUUUUAUCUCGCGAUCGUGUUUAUUACCGACAAUGAACUUUAACGUGUUAAUAUGCCAGUAAUAUUCACCAAAUAGAAAUAAACCUAUAAUCAUGAGAAGAAGAGACAUUAGGGUCGUGUAUGUUCAGAAAAUAGUUCAUUAUAUAUAUUUAAAAUGUGCCUAACGUUAGCAAUUUGAUUCACUCACUGCCAUCAUAUGUUAACUAUAAUGAAAGCUAUGUAUAAACAAUAUAAACCCAAAAUACCUCAAACUACUUAAAAGUGUACGUAUAUUGUUAUUUAUAAGUGUAAAAUAUAUGGUUUGAUAUUAAACUGGUUUAUGUGA
Pieris rapae (cabbage white) is the source of this 2246-nucleotide messenger RNA. RefSeq names its product serine/threonine-protein phosphatase Pgam5, mitochondrial (gene Pgam5). Gene Ontology annotation, biological process: positive regulation of mitochondrial fission. Bases 203 to 1051 code for a protein of 282 amino acids. NCBI's taxonomy places the organism in Eukaryota, Metazoa, Arthropoda, Insecta, Lepidoptera, Pieridae. The transcript has 5 exons. Gene Ontology annotation, cellular component: mitochondrion. The record is from RefSeq and is a predicted model, not a curated record.